AUGGCUGCAGGUCGCAGUAUCAACGGAGAUGUGUUCACUGAAACUUCAGAUGGUGGGAAGGGAAACCCUGCCGUCCAAAAAAUCCUGGCCAAAGAGUCUGCAACAGGAUGUCGUCAUACAGCAGACAUUGUUGAUAAAGGAAUCGAGAGGUUCCCCAGUCUGCUGAGCUCUCCUGUUAAAUUUGGCACAUUCCAACAUCAUGUUGGAUCUCAGGCUCUUGUGUCUCUGGAGCUUCUCAGUUGGGAAGUACCAGGCUUAGUCUUGUCCAAAGAUGAUGCCUCAUCAGUUGAUGCUGAUGAUGUCAUCACGAAAGAGGAGCAGAUUUAUCUGUUGUUUGAAGCAAAGAGAAAUUGUGAAAAGAAUCUGAAAACAAGACCAACUCAGGUAGCAGGUGUCAGUUGCAGACCGGAGUGGGAUGGUAUUGUGUGCUGGCCUGUGGGGAGCCCCAAUAAAAGCAUCUCAGUCCCCUGUCCGGAAUACGUUUAUGAUUUUAACCACAGAGGACACGCCUAUCGGAAAUGCAAUGUACACGGGGACUGGGAGUUGGUCCCCAGCAUUAACAAAACCUGGGCAAACUACACCGAAUGCACCAAGUUCCUGAUGCCUGACCACUGGCACCAAAAGGAAGUGUUUGACCGUCUACACCUGAUAUACACUGUCGGGUACUCCAUUUCGCUGAUCUCUCUCUUAGGCGCUGUCUCUAUACUCAUCUACUUCAAGCGCCUGCAUUGUACCAGGAAUUACAUUCAUAUGCACCUCUUCACUUCCUUUGUGUGCCGAGCUAUCAGUAUCUUUGUCAAGGACGCUGUGGUCUAUUCAGACACUGGGAUGGAUGGGCUGGAGUUCAGAGUUGACGAUUUAAUGGGUGAUGUAACAGCUCUCCCUAAGGACAAGCACCAAUUUGCCGGCUGUAAGGUGGCAGUGACAAUAUUCCUGUACUUUCUGGCUACUAAUCACUACUGGAUCCUAGUGGAGGGCCUUUACCUGCACAGUCUGAUCUUCAUGGCUUUCUUAUCGGACAAGAAAUAUCUCUGGGCGUUAACUCUGAUUGGCUGGGGAGUUCCAGCUGUGGUGGUGUCUGUGUGGGGAAGUGCCAGAGCAUCGCUAGCUGAUACACACUGUUGGGACCUAAGUGCUGGAAACUUGAAGUGGAUUUACCAGGUUCCCAUUCUCAGUGCCAUUGUGCUUAAUUUCUUCCUUUUCAUAAACAUUGUCCGGGUUUUAGCAUCAAAAUUGUGGGAGACAAAUGCAGGAAAACUGGACCCACGACAACAAUACAGAAAACUGCUGAAGUCCACACUUGUACUCAUGCCGCUCUUUGGGGUCCAUUAUGUGAUUUUCAUGGCAAUGCCAUAUUCUGAUGUGUCGGGGAUCCUUUGGCAGAUCCAAAUGCAUUAUGAGAUGCUCUUCAACUCCUCUCAGGGCUUUUUUGUUGCUUUUAUUUACUGUUUCUGCAAUGGAGAGGUCCAGUCAGAGAUAAAGAAGUCCUGGUUCAGGAGGAAUCUAACUCUGAACUUUAAUCAGAAGCUGCGACCUGGCAGCAGCUGUCCCUAUGGAACAGUGACCUCUCACACCACCAAUAGCAUCAGCAUGACCAUGGCCACCAGAGGAGCAUCCACACUGCACACUAACACCAAGCACUCUGUACUGCCACUGCACUCCUUCUCCAACCUUCCUGUCUACAUCACAAGCACAUUCCAGUCAGACAACUCCCUGCCCUCUCCAACCCUGGAGAGCAUCAAGAAGAAGAUAGAGAGCAAGGACCAUUUUGCAAAUCAGGAGCAGCAGAAACCCAAAGCCCCUCUGCACAACCAAUGGGAAACUGUGCUAUAA
Molecule: messenger RNA, 1833 nt
Organism: Carcharodon carcharias (great white shark)
Lineage: Eukaryota; Metazoa; Chordata; Chondrichthyes; Lamniformes; Lamnidae
Product: parathyroid hormone/parathyroid hormone-related peptide receptor-like
Exons: 16
Coding region: 1-1833 (610 amino acids)
Biological process (GO): adenylate cyclase-modulating G protein-coupled receptor signaling pathway; cell surface receptor signaling pathway
Cellular component (GO): plasma membrane
Molecular function (GO): peptide hormone binding; parathyroid hormone receptor activity; G protein-coupled peptide receptor activity
Source: RefSeq, a predicted model, not a curated record